AUGUUCGCCAUUUCAUGGUACGCCCUAUGCCGAAGUGGCGCGUCAGGGGGCAGCGUCGCAUCGGCCUCCGCCACUUGCUGGCCCGCGCAGAGCGAGCCGCCGGCUGUGGCGCCUGCUCCCAAGGCGGCUGUAGUACAAUCUAAUCCGCCAACUAGUGAACAGAGCCCCGCGACUCCGGGGUCGUCGGGUCUCAAGGCCUCGCCGCGCCAGGCGAGGCCUGAAACUCGAACCAACAGCUCGCACGUGCCCUCCCAGGAGGCAAUGGAUACCACAUCGGUACCUCUGGUGCCGAAAGACCGGCGCAGGUCUCUGGACCACGCCAAGAAAACAAAAAAGCAAAUAACGGGGCCGGUCGACGGUCCUGCUUCUUGA
Messenger RNA from Rhipicephalus sanguineus (brown dog tick), 372 nucleotides. RefSeq lists its product as uncharacterized. The record is from RefSeq and is a predicted model, not a curated record. Lineage: Eukaryota; Metazoa; Arthropoda; Arachnida; Ixodida; Ixodidae. The transcript has a single exon. The coding region runs from base 1 to 372 and encodes 123 amino acids.